CAGCCUUAAUGUUAACCUCAACCGUCGUUUCAAGCUUCAAUUAGCUAUCACUCAUAGAUUAAUUGGUCUUGAUAAUUUAUGGGUAUGCAUGAAAACCUUAUACAAUAAUGAAAAGACCAUCUUUUUGCCAACGAACCUUCUCUUUGGACCACAUUGCUUCGUUAUUACAAAAGUGCUUAAAGCCAAAAACCUUGAAACCAGGCAAGCAACUUCACGCUUGGUUGUUAGUUACUGGGGCUAAUAUGGAAUUUUUGUCUCUGAAUUCAAAGCUUGUUGGAAUAUAUGCUGGUUGUGGAGACUUGAAAACUGCUGGUUUCAUGUUUCAAAAAAUCAAAACCCGAAAUGUUUUUGCUGUGAAUUGGAUGGUUUUAGCUUCUGCUUUUAAUGGCUACUUUAAAGAGGCAAUUGGGUACUUUUCUUUAAUGUCGGAAUCAAUAAACCUUUGCAAUAAGUUCACUUUUUCUGUCGUGUUGAAAGCUUGUGUCGGGUUGAUGGAUUUGAAUAAAGGAAAGGAGGUUCAUGCUGUUGUUAACAAGUUGUGUUUGGAAAGUGAUGGAAGUGUUGGCAAUGGUUUGAUAGAUAUGUAUUGUAAAUGUGGAAAUGUGGGUUAUGCAAGGAAAGUGUUUGAAAGAAUAGUCGAGAGAGAUGUUGCCUCUUGGACAUCCAUGAUUUCUGGUUAUUGUAAUGUCGGAAAUAGUGAAAAAGCGCUUGUUUUGUUCGAGAGGAUGAAGUUGGAAGGGUUGCAGCCCAAUGAGUUUACAUGGAAUGUGAUGAUAGCAGGGUUUGCUAGGAGGGGAGAUAUCAAUGCUGCAUUAUCUCUUUUUGAUAAAAUGAAUAAAGAAGGACUGGUUCCUGAUUUGGUUACUUGGAACGCUAUUAUUUCAGGUUUUGCUCAAAGUCAGUGUCCUUUCGAAGCAUUGAACUUGUUUGGGAAUAUGUUAGUUUCUGGGAUUAAACCAAAUCAUGUGACUUUAACUGGACUGCUUCCAGCAUGUGGAUUGACAGGGUCUGUUCAAAAAGGUAGAGAAAUUCAUGGCUUGAUUUACAGAUUGGGACUUGAUGUCAAUGUGUUUAUUGCAAGUGCUUUGAUUGACAUGUACUCCAAAUGUGGCAGCGUGAAAGAUGCUAGAAAUGCAUUUGACAAUAUUCCUAGUAAAAAUGUGGCAUCAUGGAAUGCUUUGAUAGGAUGCUAUGGAAAGCAUGGCAUGGUCGAAUCUGCAAUAGAACUGUUUGAGAGGAUGCAGGAAGAAGGUCUGCAGGCCAAUGAUGUGACUCUAGCUUCUGUUCUUUCUGCGUGCAGCCACAGUGGUCAAGUCGAGGAAGGUUUAAAGAUAUUUAAGUCGAUGAAACAGAGUUUUGGGAUUGAAGGUGCCAAAGAACAUUAUGCUUGUGUUGUUGAUAUGUUAUGCCGUUUGGGGAGGAUUGUAGAAGCUUAUGAAUUGGUGAAGGAGAUGCCAUUUGGAGUUACAGACUCAAUUCUUGGUGCUUUCUUCAAUGGUUGUAAAAUUCAUGGGAGAAAAGAUUUGGCUAAAUUGAUGGGCGAACAAAUUCUAAAAAUGGAAUUGAAAAAGCCAGGUGGUUUUGUUACACUAUCAAAUAUAUUUGCGGCUGAUGGAGAAUGGGAAGAGGUUGAGAAUGUAAGAAAGGUCAUGAAAGAAAAGAAGAUCCAUAAGAAGCCUGGCUUUAGUUCGGGUUGACAGAGGGUGGCUUUGUUGGGCAACGAGUAGAAAAAGAAAGCACCAAAAGGAAAUUUCUGAACGAUUUUUUGGGCUGAGAAGAUGCAGACGAGGUAAAAACAGCAGAAGAUGAUGGAGAAUCUACAGAUGUGGUUGCUUGUGUCAAGGGUUAAAACAGAUGGAGUUAGGAGUUGUGAACAUUUGACAGGAUUUAUUUUAAUGAAUACAUGUGCGUUGUCAUACUUAAAACAAAAUGUCACAAUUGUAAUAGAAGAUGUCGGAUCAUAGUAAUUAAUAGGGAUGUGUAGGGGGCGGGAGGGUGUAGUACUGUCUUACAAACACUCUGAAAAUAUUUAAUAUUAGCCCCCUUGGCCCCUGUCACUAAAAUGAC
Messenger RNA from Theobroma umbraticum, 2067 nucleotides. RefSeq names its product PPR superfamily protein. Gene Ontology annotation, molecular function: protein binding; RNA binding. NCBI's taxonomy places the organism in Eukaryota, Viridiplantae, Streptophyta, Magnoliopsida, Malvales, Malvaceae. The record is from RefSeq and is a predicted model, not a curated record. Gene Ontology annotation, biological process: RNA modification.